Messenger RNA from Trichophyton benhamiae CBS 112371, 570 nucleotides. RefSeq lists its product as uncharacterized. The transcript has 3 exons. Bases 1 to 570 code for a protein of 189 amino acids. The record is from RefSeq and is a predicted model, not a curated record. NCBI's taxonomy places the organism in Eukaryota, Fungi, Ascomycota, Eurotiomycetes, Onygenales, Arthrodermataceae.
AUGCGUUGGCAGCGGGAGCUUGUGCAUGCAGCACGUACCAAGCGGGUCCGACAGCGCAGACAGCGUCAACGCAGAACAGUCGACAGCAAGAGACAGCAACAGCGUCAAGGCAGCAGCAGUAACAGAGCAGAGACAACAGUAAUAGCAAUAGCAAUAGCAAUAGUAGAGAGUAGAGAAGAGGGUAAAGAGAGAGAGGGAGAGAGAAGUAAUAAGAAGAUAGACGAGAGACGAGAGAGAGAGAGAGAGAGAGAUGGUUGGUGGUUGUCGCGGGUGGGCGCAGCGACGAAUGACAGGCAGAAGAAGCAGGAGAAGAAGACGAAAGAGACGAGGAAGAGAAGAAGAGGAAAAGAAGAUGCUUGGAGGAGGCAAAAGGGAAAAAAGGCAGAAAAAAGGGCGAACGAGGGCGACGGGGACCUUGCGCUUUUUAAGGCGAAGAAGCCAAUGAGAAGGGGGAUGCUUAGAGAGGAAGAAGAAGAAGAAAGACUCGAGGAAGAAGAGAGAGAGUUAAGUAGAGGAAGAGGAAGACUCACCGCAAGAGUCGUUGGGCAGGAAGAGAAGAAGGAAGACUAG